Thrips palmi is the source of this 1677-nucleotide messenger RNA. RefSeq names its product tRNA-splicing ligase RtcB homolog (gene RtcB). The transcript has 11 exons. Gene Ontology annotation, molecular function: RNA ligase (ATP) activity. The record is from RefSeq and is a predicted model, not a curated record. NCBI's taxonomy places the organism in Eukaryota, Metazoa, Arthropoda, Insecta, Thysanoptera, Thripidae. Gene Ontology annotation, cellular component: nucleus; tRNA-splicing ligase complex. Gene Ontology annotation, biological process: tRNA splicing, via endonucleolytic cleavage and ligation. The coding region runs from base 157 to 1677 and encodes 506 amino acids.
AGUUGGGUUGCCUACCUCGACGGCGUUUUGAUAAAGUGCAGUGCGUGCUGCCUUCAUUUGUCUUGCUGGCGGCGGAGGCUGCGAUCAACAUUCAUUCAUUCUUUUUGGUCCUUCAUUCGAGUCAGGAUUUGACUUGAUACAUUUGCGUGCUUAAAAAUGGUGGUGAGGGAGUACAAUGAUGAGCUUAAAUUCCUCGAGAGAAUUGAUGACAACUCAUGGAGGAUUAAGAAAGGAUUUCAGCCGAAUAUGAAUGUGGAGGGAGUCUUUUAUGUGAAUUCGGCUCUCGAAAAACUUAUGUUUGAUGAGCUUCGCAAUGCUUGUCGACCUGGUAUGGUGGGUGGCUUUCUUCCGGGAAUGAAACAAAUUGCAAAUGUUGCUGCCCUACCUGGUAUUGUGCAUCGUUCAAUUGGUUUGCCCGAUGUUCAUUCCGGGUAUGGAUUUGCAAUUGGUAAUAUGGCAGCAUUUGACAUGAAUGAUCCCUUGUCAAUUGUAUCGCCUGGUGGAGUGGGCUUUGACAUAAACUGCGGAGUUCGUCUUUUGAGGACAAAUUUGUUUGAAAAGGACGUCCAACCGGUGAAGGAACAACUUGCUCAGAGUAUGUUUGACCACAUUCCCGUUGGCGUUGGCUCAAAAGGAAUUAUACCCAUGACUGCAACAAAUCUUGAGGAAGCGUUAGAAAUGGGGAUGGACUGGUCACUCCGAGAGGGCUAUAUUUGGGCUGAGGACAAGGAACACUGUGAGGAGUAUGGACGAAUGUUAAAUGCUGACCCAUCUAAAGUUAGUCUUAGGGCAAAGAAGAGAGGUUUGCCUCAGCUUGGCACUCUUGGGGCAGGUAACCACUACGCUGAAAUUCAAGUUGUAGAUGAAAUUUAUGACAAGUGGGCAGCAAGUAAAAUGGGUAUUGAAGACAAAGGACAAGUAUGUGUGAUGAUUCAUUCAGGAAGCCGUGGUUUUGGACAUCAAGUCGCAACAGAUGCCUUAGUACAGAUGGAAAAAGCCAUGAAGAGGGACCAAAUCAACACAAAUGACCGCCAGUUGGCUUGUGCUCGCAUCAACUCGCCCGAAGGUCAAGAUUAUUUAAAGGCCAUGGCUGCUGCAGCCAAUUUUGCUUGGGUCAAUAGAAGCUCAAUGACCUUCCUCUCCAGACAGGCAUUUGCCAAGCAAUUUCACAUGACACCGGAUGAUUUGGAUAUGCAUGUCAUUUAUGAUGUAUCUCAUAAUAUCGCUAAGGUAGAAGAACACAUAGUAGAUGGCAAACAAAAAACAUUGCUAGUGCAUAGAAAGGGGUCUACUCGGGCAUUCCCUCCCCACCAUCCCUUAAUACCAGUAGAUUACCAAUUAACUGGCCAACCUGUGCUGAUUGGUGGAACAAUGGGAACCUGCAGCUAUGUACUCACUGGUACUGAGCGAGGCAUGCAAGAAACCUUUGGAUCCACUUGUCAUGGAGCGGGACGUGCAUUGUCUAGAGCCAAAUCAAGACGCAAUUUGGACUACACAGAUGUAUUGAAAAAAUUGGAACAGCAGGGAAUCUCAAUUAGAGUUGCAUCAUUGAAGCUGGUGAUGGAGGAGGCUCCAGAGUCUUACAAAAAUGUGACUGAUGUUGUAGAUACGUGCCAUGCUGCAGGUAUUAGUAAGAAGUGCAUCAAACUUCGUCCAAUUGCUGUGAUUAAAGGCUAA